AUGACAAGCUGUGAAGUAUGUGGUGCUCGAGUUAUCGAAAGUCAUUUUGGAGCAAUGGUUUGUCGUUCGUGCUCUGCUUUCUUCCGAAGAUAUGUGUUAACAAAAAAGAAACGAAUAAUUUGUAAAGCAGAACAGACAUGUUUAAUACAUCACAGUGAGUUCAUUUUCUCCUACUUUGAAAUUUUGAUGUAUUUUUUAGAUGUCAACAGAAUGUGUAGAUUCUGUCGGAUGAAAAAAUGUUUGCAAGUUGGAAUGGCCGCAACGAGAAUCAAUGAUCCAAUAAUUUCAAAAAGUACUGACAAAAUUUUGGCAUUUAUGAAUAACUAUCCACUUCUACAGGAUGAAAGAGCUAUCACUUAUGGCAAAUGGGCUGGUUAUGUAAGCUCGACAAUCAGUUAAUCACUAUCUAAAAAUUGAUAUUUUUAGGAUAAAAAAAUUAAUUUCGCCACUACUACUACAAUAAUGGAAGCCGAUUAUCGAUUAUCAAGAAAUCAUAUUGAAAGAUCAUUCAAAGAAUUCAUAUGUAUACGAAAAAAUAAUCAGAAUGCAUUAUUUGAUAAUUUUUAUAGUCUUUUGAUGGUUGCUGAAUCUGCUUAUAAUGUUGUGAAUUCUGGAACAACUCAAAAUUAUCGUGCAAAAACAGGACAUGAAACAUUACCGAUGGAUCAAUACUUUCUAGGAGAAAACAAGAACACUAAACUUACUGAUGUAGAAAUUAACAGACUUUUUGAACCAUUCUGGAUGAAAGGAGUGAUUUACGUCAUCACUCCACUAAUGGAAUUGAAAUUGGAUUUUUUCGAAUUCACAGCAAUCCUUGGUUUGAUGUUAUUUGAUGGAAGUUCAAAAGGAAUCGAUGAUGAUUGUGUUGAAAUAUGUUAUAAAAUAAGAAACAUCAUAUUUCGAGAGAUCAGUGCAUAUCAUAGAGAAAAUAAACAUUCUCGAUCAUUCGAUCGAAUGGCUGAUAUUAUGUAUGCACUAACGUUGGUUGAAAAGGGAAGACAAAUUAUGAAUGACCAAAUAACAUUGUGUUGUUUACAUAAUUUAGAUCACAAUGAACAAAUCUGUCUAAUUUUCAAAGAAACUUCACAAUAAUUUCAUGAUUUUUAUAUUACAUUUUCUCCGAUGGUGUUUUGAUCAACUUGUUGUGAUAAUAAAUUGUAUUACUUGUAGACAGAUCAUAUUAUCAGUAUUAAAGCUAUUCUUUAUUCCGGUGUACUUCUACUGCUUCGAAUACUUCAAGUCCUUAUUCGUUGUGAUAAUAAUAUUAAAUACAUAAGUACAAAUUCCCUUAAAAUUAAUUUAAGGCUUCACAGAUCACAAAUAUUUUCAAAGUCCCAAAAAAUGUGUACUUCGUUGUUGAUACUGUGUGUAGCCCACAUUAUUAUUUUUAAUCAUGUGUCUUCUUUCAUUCUUUUUUUUUGGAAUACAAACUAAAAUUCGCGGAGUUAAUCAAAGUGUUUUCUGUUUUUCCCAUGAAAAAAAAAUUCACCAAUUUAUUUUUUGCUGUUUUAUCAAAUAAAACAACGGAGCAAGUUAUUCAAUUUUCCGGAAAAAAAUCGUAGAUUUCAAAAAGUAGUAAUUAUCUAUCCUAUUAUUCAUUAUUCGACCAAAAGCUGUCUGAAUAAAUAGUAACAUAAUUAGUUUUUCUGGCUGGAAAACAAGUUGUUUUUCUGAAAACAAAUCCUGACCAUUUUUAAAAUAAUUCCACUUUCAUAAUGUUUCUAGAAUCAUUGAAACUGAAGCCGGAAAUUUGAAGGAAGUCCUAAAAUGUUGUAAAAUCAUUUCAAAUAAGAUUUGAUUUGGAAUAUACGUAAUUUUAGUUUUCAUUUUAUUUUCAAAUUCUAAAUUGGUCUUUGGUUGCAUCCAUAUGCGAAAUUAAUGAGGAGACUACUAUUCAAAAUUCUAAUUUGUAUGUUGUUCAUCUUCAUUCCUCUAUUUUGUAUGCACUUUUUCUAUAAAUUUUGAACUUUUAUCUUCUAAAAAACUGCCCACGUCAACCAAAUCAAAAGCAAUUCAUUGAAAAAUCCUUUUUAACAUAACUUUUUUCUGAUUUUUUAUAAAGGAUAAACAUCCGCUAAAUAUUCUCAUUUUGAACUUUGAUACAAGUUAUUCCAGACCUCAAUGUUGCUGCUCCAUUAUAUCAAUCUAACCUAUUUUCGAGAUACAAAAACUCAUUGGGAAGCCAUACAGUUCUAUAUUUAUUUUGAAUUUUUUCUUUAUCUUAUUGAGUAAGUGGAUUUCACAACUGAUUUUUUGAGAGUUUUCUAAUCGGACCAAGGACUUUUAAUAGAAAUCGAAUCACCGCACAAUUUUCAAAAGUGGUUUCGGAAUUUUUUCUAAAAAAAACAAACUUGGUACGAUUCCAAAAAUCUUCAAUAAUAAAAUUUGAUUUUUUCAAAUAUUCAUAAAUUACAGUACCCUUCAAUGCGCAUUUUUCUUCUGGGUUUCUAUAACCGCAAAACAGUUUCAUUACAACUUCCGCCUCAUUUUAUCGUGUAUUUAUAUGAUUCAUUGUUGUGAUAAUUUUAUCAUCAUAAUCUUGAAGCUAAUUCUGAUUUUUCGAAUCGAUGAUGAAAAUCUGACAAACAUGUGGUAUUUUGCUGUUUUGAUGCAUUUAACAAUAAUGUUCGUUAUGAUGGCAAUGUGUGUUAUGCCUUUUUUGAUUUUUGAAAGAUUUUUCGCGACUUUAUAUUUGAGUGAUUACGAACAGAAAGAACGGAAACACAUUGCACCAAUAUUGAUUACUUGUAUGAUUUCAUGUGGAAUUAUUUCGAGUUACUGUGUUCGAGAUAGUAAGUUUUUCAUAUUAAUUUUAAAGAGAACAAAAACAAUCAACUGAAAAUUUCAGAGGCGAACACAGCUUAUGUCCUUCUUACACUCUCAGUUUUCAACGUUUUUGCAAUCUCAGCUUUGCUUUAUAUGAGAAUUUACAAUAAAAAACAGUAUAACAAAUCUCACAACCUUGGAAACAAACAAUAUUCUUUGACAAAACGUUUUCAAAUAUCCGAAAACAUCAAAACUCUUAAACUUCUAACAACAAUCAUUUUCUAUAUGGGUUUUAUGGAUGGCCUCGUAUUAGGUAGUAUUUUAAUAUCAAGCUUUGAUGUCGAUCAAAAAACUCAAGCAAUUUGCACAAUUGUUUUGGAUGUUUGCAUUUUUACAUAUAGUAAUUCGCUUUCAUAUAUAAUUAUCUGCUUUUGUGAAAAGUGGAAAAAACUUGUAUAUGGAACAAUUUGCAAGGUAUGUUGAGAUGAGAUCAAAAUCCAAAAUAACAAAUGUUUAUUUUAGUCUGGAUGUGCUCAACAGACCAAUGUUCAACCGCUAAGAGAUUCAUUUGGAACACAAAUGAAUGAAAGAGUAACACUUGAAUCACAUUUCAAAAGUUUGCAAAACACGUGGAAAUAA
Messenger RNA from Caenorhabditis angaria, 3405 nucleotides. Lineage: Eukaryota; Metazoa; Nematoda; Chromadorea; Rhabditida; Rhabditidae. The record is from the annotation of a GenBank genome assembly.